Cannabis sativa is the source of this 2420-nucleotide messenger RNA. Its product is annotated as NAC domain-containing protein 37. Bases 862 to 2079 code for a protein of 405 amino acids. Gene Ontology annotation, biological process: regulation of DNA-templated transcription. Gene Ontology annotation, molecular function: DNA binding. The record is from RefSeq and is a predicted model, not a curated record. The transcript is spliced from 4 exons. Lineage: Eukaryota; Viridiplantae; Streptophyta; Magnoliopsida; Rosales; Cannabaceae.
UUAAUGAAAUGUCUACCUUGAAACAAUUUUUUUUCACUUUAAAUAUGUGUGCAUUGGUAGAGUUUCAUAACUUUGACAUAAAAAAAAAUACUAAUAAAACUUCCAACAAACAUUAACAAUUUUAAUUUUUGCACUAAUAAAUUAAAUUCAGCACAAAAUUAAUUUACACCCAUCUAGCUAGAUAAGUAAUAAUAUGUCUUUAGCAAGCUUGAUAUUAACUAUAUAUGAUAGUAUAGUAGUAGUAGUAUAGUAAGUAAGUACACUACUAUUACUAGAAAAAGAAAGUUGAUGAGUUAUAUUAAUAAUAAAUAGUAAUAUAUGGUUUGAAUAAUUAAAUUAAAUUAAUUCAAAAAAUCUCAUGAGAAAAAGAAAAUAUAUAUGUAUGAAAUUAAUUAAAGAGAGAGAGAGAGAGAGAGAGUGACAUCAGGUACUGGGGACAAGCUUUAAGCCAUGCGCAAUCGAGCGGUCCUUCCCUUCCUCAAUUCCUUUUUAUAUAAUUCUCUCUCACUUCUUAACCCAUUUUUUCUUAUCUAUCUAUCCAUCUAUCUCCAAACUCUCUCUCUCUCUGUACAACUAUAAUAUUUAUAUUGUUUUUCAUAUAUAUAAGUUUCAAAAUUUUCAUUAAUCAUACUAAUAAUAAUAAUAAUCAUCAUCAUCAUCUAAAACAAUUGUUCUUGUUUUCUUCUUCAGUAUUCUUUUCUGUCUUAAACGAGUACUAUAACAUAAAAUUAUAUAUUAUUAUUACAAGCCAAACAGUGAUAUACUAUAGCUAUAUCACACCUGAAUUUCCUGAUCAAGUACUAGACUCUCUCAGCAUAGUAAAAAAAAAACAACAACAACAACAACAAAGGAAUAACUUUAAUGGAGUCCAUGGAGUCAAGUAGUGUCCCACCUGGAUUCAGAUUCCAUCCCACAGAUGAAGAACUCGUUGGAUAUUAUCUCAGGAAAAAAAUAGCUUCUCAAAAGAUCGAUCUUGAUGUUAUUAGAGAUAUCGAUCUUUACAGAAUCGAACCAUGGGAUCUUCAAGAGAGAUGUCGGAUCGGAUAUGAAGAGCAGAAUGAGUGGUAUUUCUUUAGCCAUAAAGAUAAGAAGUAUCCAACAGGAACAAGAACUAAUAGAGCAACAAUGGCUGGGUUUUGGAAAGCAACAGGAAGAGAUAAGGCAGUUUAUGAUAAGGCAAGACUCAUUGGAAUGAGGAAAACUCUUGUUUUUUAUAAAGGUAGAGCCCCUAAUGGACAGAAAACUGAUUGGAUUAUGCAUGAAUACAGACUUGAAUCCGAUGAGAAUGGUCCUCCACAGGCAAAAGGAUGGGUUGUAUGCAGAGCAUUCAAGAAGAGAACAACAAGCAAUGGCCAAACUAAAACCAUAGAAGGUUGGGAAUCAGCAGGCUACUUCUACGACGAAUCGAGCAAUGGAGUGAGCUCAGUGGUCGCCGAUCAUCAUCGUCGUCAUCAUCAUCAUCAUCAUCAUCAAAUCGAUAAUUACAUCUCAAGGCACAACAACAAUCCUCAACCUCAUCAUCCUCAUCAUCAUCAUAACCAAAGCUUCAUCAUGUGUAAACAAGAAUUAGAAGGAGAUAGCUUAUUAAGCUUCAACAAUCUUCUGCAACAAAAUCAUCAAUUUGUUCAGCAACUUCCUCAACUUGAGAGCCCUUCUCUUCCCUUAAAGAGGCCUGCAAGUUCGGUUUCUUUGGUAACAGAAAUAGUCAACGAAGAAGAUCAACAUAAUAAUCAAGACCAAAGUGAUGAUCAUAUUAUUAGUAACAAUAAUAACAAUAAUACUAACAAGAAGAAGAAAGUUGUUACAACUGAUUGGAGAGCGUUGGACAAGUUUGUUGCUUCACAGUUGAGUCAAGAUGAUCACGAAGAUCAUAACAAUAAUAAUAAUAAUAAUAGUAAUAAUAAUGAGUCAAUAUUUGGAGUUAGUAGUCAUGAUCAUCAUCAUCAUCAUGAAGAGACAGAUACGACGUCGUUUAUGUUGUUGGCUCAGAGUAGUAUAGAUGAAGGGAACAGAUUGAAUGCCUUCUUGAACUCCAGCUCCCUUGAUUGUGACUUUGGGAUUUGCAUAUUUGAGAAAUGAAUUAUUGGAUUAAUAUUGCUAUAUAUUGGUACGUAUAUAUAUACGUAUAAUGUACGUAUAUAUAUAUAGUAUUGUGUAGUAAAUUAUAUAUCAUGAGGAGGAGUUGGUGAUAUAUAUUGUGAAUGAGUGAAAAAAUUAACUUGAAGCUCUCUCUCUCUUCCCUCUCGAAUAAUAUGCAUUAAUUUUUCUCUCUCUAUAUAUAUACUCUCAGCUUGGUGAGGGUGAGACUAUAUAUCUACCUAUGAAUAUAUAGGUGUAAUGUAUAUGUGGCAAUAUUGUAAAAUUGACACAUGACCAAAAAAGAAAGAAGAAGAAGGUGGUUCUUAUUAUUUUAUUAAUAA